Molecule: messenger RNA, 1104 nt
Organism: Colletotrichum fioriniae
Lineage: Eukaryota; Fungi; Ascomycota; Sordariomycetes; Glomerellales; Glomerellaceae
Source: RefSeq, a predicted model, not a curated record
AUGGCUGAGCCCUUCCCAACCCCGACGACGACGCCGAAGCGCAAGAGAGACGAAGACGCCCCGCCGGUGUCGCCGAUAUACACAACCUCCAAAUUCUCCUUCCAGCUGCCGGCCGACCACCCCCAGAGCAGCGACGCCGAGGACGGGAGCGCGAGCCCACACAGCAAGGUCGUUCACAAGUUCCGUGGUCUGGCGUUGGGUGGGAAUAGUGGUGGGGGCGGGGUAGCCCAGCAACAGAACCGAGCCUCCGCUGCUGCUGCUGAACCCCAGGGCCUAUAUACACAUGGCACUGCCGCAUAUGACCCGACGCGCGACGAGCAUAAGGAAGGCAGGGGGUACGGAUACUCUGACGACGACCCGUUUGCGAGUCGCAAAAGAGUCAAGGUUCCUGAGCUGGAGAUGACGGACAUUGAGGGCGACAAAACCGCCGCUACCGCUGCCGCUACCGCUGCCGCUGCCGCUGUCGCUGCCGCAGACGCACUGGUCGUCAUUCCGGACCCCGAUGUCAAGAGCGAUCCAGUGCCUACCCCGAAAUCGAAACUCACAGAAGAAGGCGAUCCCGCUGCUACCACCGCAACACUACCCACGAGCGCACAGCAACAGCGCUCGCAUCGUUCGAUUGACAAAGUACAAGAUCCGAAAGUACGAGGACGGAGACGCGCCGGCACACCACCGCUAAAGGGCCGCAAGGGGAUCAACAAGGCCAACCCCGCCAACACAGCCUCUGCUGCUGCUGGGCUGCAGCAACAACAAGAAGACCAGGAGAUGAAGACGAUUGUAGACCCAGUCAGGGCUGCGCUCACCUGGAAGGAGGAAGAGAUUACGAUUUACGACCCAGAAGACAAGGACGACGACGGCACAGGCAUCAACGGGGUCGGGUUCAUGCCGACGGCCGCAAUGGCAUACGCGCGGACACAGAAGCGCCGGCUGCAGCUGGCCGAGUACAAGAAGCGGGAGGAAAGUGAGGCGAGGGCCCGACGAAGCCAGCGGAGACGAGGGAGCGGUGCUGGUCUUGCUUCUAAGCCUUCUUCUGGUAGUGGCAGUGGCGUGCGAAAGGUGCGCUUUACCGAGUCGGAAGCAAGCACGGUUGCGACGAAUGUAUGA